Caenorhabditis briggsae is the source of this 651-nucleotide messenger RNA. NCBI's taxonomy places the organism in Eukaryota, Metazoa, Nematoda, Chromadorea, Rhabditida, Rhabditidae. The transcript has 3 exons. The record is from RefSeq and is a predicted model, not a curated record. Bases 1 to 651 code for a protein of 216 amino acids. Gene Ontology annotation, biological process: regulation of translational fidelity. Gene Ontology annotation, cellular component: cytoplasm. Gene Ontology annotation, molecular function: nucleotidyltransferase activity; double-stranded RNA binding; tRNA binding.
AUGACAGCAGCCGGAAGAAUCCUAAGGCUGUCCGCGGACAACAUGGAAGAGGCUAUUGACACAGCGGUUUCUGUCUUCUUAAGAGGAGGAAUUGUGGCUCUUCCCACGGACACUCUCUACGGAAUUUCCACUCUUCUCCCGUUUUCCGACCGACUUUAUGCCCUAAAGCAACGUCCGUUUGAAAAGCCACUGGGUAUUUUUCUGCCAAGUCCCACUUCUAUGAAAUUAGUCUCGAAGCAGACGAUUUCAGACGAGCUGGCCAACUGCUUGCUCCCUGGCCCAGUCACAUUAAUGUUCGAACGCCUUCCGACGCUUCCUGCUGAAUUUAAUCCUGGAGUUGCCAACGUGGCGUGUCGUGUCCCAGACUGCCCGAUUGUGUCAAUGAUAUGUAGGAAACUAGGACAACCGCUGGCUCAGACAUCAGCAAAUGUCAGUGGUUCUCCUCUCAAUCCAACAUCCAUCGAUCAUUUCAAAGAUUUGCAACCAUAUAUUGACUUGAUUCUGGAUAAUGGACAAAUUGUGUCAACUGGAGAAGGAUCCACGAUUGUGGACCUGACAGUGGAGUCAAAGUUUCGUAUUGUUCGUUCUGGAUGUGCUGAGAAGGAAACCAUGAAAACGUUGAAAUCAUUUGGAUUAACAGAAAUUUCAUGA